AUGUUGAAUCAUAAAAAACAGCAGAGGUAUCGCCCUGGUCCCGGUGAUCCGGCUGUACCGCCGCAGCUCGCCGACUUUCACGGGAAAACUUCCGAUGAGGUAUUGAAAGAAUUGAACAAAAUGCCAUUUUUUAUGACAAAGUUAGAUGACGCUGGAUCAGAUAAUGUUGAACUAGAGGCCUUAAAAGCCCUUGCAUAUGAGGGUGAACCUGAUGAAGUGGCUGAAAAUUUUAAAAGUCAAGGAAAUGAUUUGUAUAAGGCAAAACGUUUUAAAGAUGCCCGAAUCAUGUAUACUAAGGCGAUAAAUGUUAAGCCAGAAGACAAAAAUCUGAUAUACAUGCUGUAUUUGAACCGUGCCGCAUGUGAAUUAGAAUUGAAAAAUUAUAGAAGAAGCAUUAAUGAUUGUAAAACUGCGCUAGAAUCGAAUCCCAACUCUCCGAAGGCUUUCUACCGUAUUAGCAAAUCCUUUUUCAAGCUAAACAAGUUUGAUGAAGCCUUACAGUCAGCCCAGUUGGGUUCAAAGCUUGACCCAAAUAACCAAGACUUGCUUUUACUAGCUAGAUCAGCGGAAAUUCAGCUUGAGAAACUGAGGACUAAGGCCGCUAGUUUAAAGAAAGAAAAAGAAGAAAACGAACGGUUGGCAGCUAUCUUAGAAACCGCUCUAUCCGUUAGAAAUAUCACUUCUUUGAAAUCUAAGGAUCCGUCGGAGUUGUUACAAGAGGCUGACAUAAAGCUGGAGAACGCUGAAGAUAUUGAAUCUCAGUUGGUUAUGCCCGCGAUGGUUUUAUAUCCUAUGACUGAGGAAUUUGAUUUUAUAGCAUCAGUCUCUGAAUUGACUACCGUCGCCGAGAUAUUAGAAAUGCUGCUUGAUCGUCCUCCUGAAUGGUUUGAGAAAGAGGGCCACCAAGAUUUUAUUGCCAACAAGCUGGUUGCAUAUAUGGAAACGUUGAGCGGAGGGUUGGUUAAAGUGGGAAAGAAUACAGACUUUUAUACUAUCUUGGGAACGCAGUCUCCUGUUAUACCACUAUUUGACAAUGGUAUACGGUUGUAUGUUGUUCCAAAGGCUCAAAGUAACGAAUGGGUCUCGAAUUGGAGUAAAGAACUUGCAAUCAAGAAAAGAUUCUCUUAA
Molecule: messenger RNA, 1128 nt
Organism: Eremothecium sinecaudum
Lineage: Eukaryota; Fungi; Ascomycota; Saccharomycetes; Saccharomycetales; Saccharomycetaceae
Gene: CNS1
Product: HSP70/90 family co-chaperone CNS1
Exons: 1
Coding region: 1-1128 (375 amino acids)
Biological process (GO): protein folding
Molecular function (GO): Hsp90 protein binding
Source: RefSeq, a predicted model, not a curated record